This is a messenger RNA of Saprolegnia diclina VS20, 3137 nucleotides long. RefSeq lists its product as hypothetical. The record is from RefSeq and is a predicted model, not a curated record. NCBI's taxonomy places the organism in Eukaryota, Oomycota, Saprolegniomycetes, Saprolegniales, Saprolegniaceae. The coding region runs from base 10 to 3066 and encodes 1018 amino acids. The transcript is spliced from 6 exons.
AUUUCGAGGAUGCGCGAGCUCGGUUUCGUCUGCGAAACGUUGAGCCGACACGAGACCAAGGCGAUGGCGGCGACGCGCCGGCUCUCGAUGCGCAGCGAUGAUGACGAUAGCUGGCUGCAGGGCGGUGGUUCGAACCCCGGGUCGCCGCUCAGCGCCUCGCGCAACUUUGAUCCGGAGUUUGACAUCAUGGACAUUCUGGACUCGCGCGCGCCCGCGUUCGAGUCGCCGGCCAAGGCGUCACUCACGCGCAAGUCGUCCGCCGCCUCCAUGCACCGCUCCGCGUCGAGUAGCGGUCGCGAGGACACGCGGUCGCAGCAGUCGUCGUCGCCAACGUUCAACGACGACGAUAACGACGACGACGAUGGGACGUCGUUCAACUGGUCGAUGAGCCCACCGCCGAGAAGCGUGGCCUCUGAAACGCUGUACCACGACAUACAGACGGCGGUGGACGCCGUCGUUGACCGCCUGGCCCAAGAGUCACCGACACCGUAUGAUGAAGUCUCGCCCACGCACAAAACCGAAGUGCGCGCAAAGGACGAGGCGCCUGAGGUCGCGGAUGGCAACGGCGAUCUGCUGCUCAUCAUGGAGGUCGUGAUUGGCGACGGGCGCACCGAGAACAUUCAUAUCCACCGCCACGACCGCGCCGACGCAUUGGCCACGUCCUUUGCCCGUACAUACGGCCUUGGAGACGGCGUCAUUCCGACGCUCAUUGAGCACAUUAGCCAGCAAGUCGCCUCCAUGGGCUUGUCGCUUGCGCCGACGACAGUCACGGCGACGCCCCAUCCUAUCGUAGAAGACAAGGAAGCGCAGUACCUCGCCAUGAUGGACAAGUACGCCGCGUUGCAGCGCCGUAGCAAAGACGCACCGGCGGUCGCGGCGACGGCGUUCAACCAGCUCAAGCCCUCGAAACUCAAAGCGUCGAAAACCGCCAAGUCGACGCCGGCGGCUUGCGAGCGGCUUCAUGCCCUCGCGCGCACGCGCAGUGAAUGGCGCGCGCGGGAGCUCAAGCGCAAGGAGGACGACGUCACCCGCGAGAUCGAGUCCCGCAAGCUACGCCUCGCUGAAAAGUCCAAAGCGCUGGUCGCGAACCGCACCAACGGCGGCCACCGGUCGAUUGGGGAUCGGCUCCACAGCGAAGCGCUUUCGGAGGCCGCGCGCCGGGACAAGAUGGCGGAGACGCGGCGGCGGGAGAAGGAGGCGCAGAUCGACUGGAUGUGCCCGAAAUGCGCGCACUUCAACAAGUUUGCCGACAAGACGUGUCAAAACCGAACGCUCAAAGCCGGUGCUGCGACGCGCAAGGCCAGCAGCCACAAGCCAAAAGGCGUUUGCGGCAUGGCCAAACCGAUGCUCUUCACGCCGACGUUGCUCUCGACCGGUCCGUCCAAGAAGGCCGAGGACACGGAGCAGCUGCUCGUGCGGCGACAAAAGCACCAAGAAAUGGCCCAAGCACUGUACAAUACGACCCACACGUUUGCACCGCAGCUCAACCCGAACUCACAAGACAUUGUGCGGGAGAAGCGCGGCGAGACGCACGACGCGUACGCCGCCUUAUACGACGACGCGGCCACCCGGCGCCAAAAGCAAACCGAGAAGGAAGCCGCGUACAUCGCAUCGAUUCCGUUCAAGCCCGACAUUGGCCUGCACACGCAAGGCGGUGGUGACUGGGUCGAGCGCCUCGCAGUCACCGACAAGACGGACGCCAAGCGGCGAGACUUGCUCGAGAAGUACGGAGCUGCGAACGACCCGGUGACCGGGCGCGCGCUCUUCAAGCCAGACAUCGGGCGGCCACCCCAGUUUCCGCGCAACGACACAAAGCUCCCGAUUGGCGAGUUCUUGUACGAGUCGCGGCACGAAGUCCGCGCGCUUCGGGCGACACUCGAGGCGGAAUCCGACAAGCGGCGCAAAGCCCGGCAGACCCAAAGCUUUCUCUCGUCCACGUCCAAAGCCAUGUUGGAGGCGCGCAAGGCCAAGAGCUACGACGUCGUUUACGGGCUCUUGCAAGUGGCGUGCGGCCAGCCAAGUGACGCACCCGUCUUCGAUCCGGCCAAGCUCCCAAUCGAUGCGCUGCCACCCGACUUGAGCCACAUUGCACUGAGCCUCUUUGACGUCUGUGGGUUUGAGAGCAUACCCAAAGCUGAGUUUUACAACCGGAUGGAAACGACGCUCGCGCAGUCGCCGGGGUUGACACACACACAAGUGCUCUUCUUCAGCGACAAACCGCCGGCAAAGCCAACGGCCGCGCUGGCGGCCGCUGCCGAGGCCAAAGAGCUCACGUUUCGACCGAAAAUCAACCCAACCUCGAGUACGAUCGAGCGUCGGCAAAAGGAUAUGAGUGUCUUUGACGCUCUGCACCAAUAUCAAAAGACGUACGAAGCGAAACGCAAGGCCAAGCAAGCGCAGAUGGACGAGGUGCUCACGAAGGCGUGUCCGUUCACCCCAACGCUUGUCGCGAAGGGGUCGCACCUCGACAACAUGUACGACAACCUCCCGGACGACGACAGCUUUGACGACGAUGAUGCGGUUAUUCUCCAAACCUCCAAGCCCCUCGCGCGCCCGUAUGUGCGGCCGCUCGACGAAGAGUGGCCCGUCGAAGAGCCGCUGCUGCCCGUGAACCGGUCGCCCGUAGGCCCAACGCGACCUCAGCUUCUCAUGUUUGGCGAGACGCCGCCUCUUGAGAAGGCGACAGUGUUCGAGCCGAGGGCAUUCACGCUCCAGCAACCGAAUGUCGAGGACCAUCCUGCCGAUGAUGAGGACGUGAUGAACGAGGAGAACGACGACGAGGAGGAUGUAGCAACCGAGAUGGCUGUGCACCCGAUUCCAUCGCCGGCGCGCUGGGCGGAGCGAGUCGCACUCUUGGGCCCGAUUCCCGAAGAGAAACUGCGCAAGGCGUCGCCGAUGCAGCUGCUCUUUGGGCGUCCGACAAAGUUGCCAACCGACAAUGAUGAUGACCAGGGCGAAGAGGAUGGUGGCGAUGUCGGUCCUAUGACGACCAAGGACACAAGUCUGCGACCGCCCAACGAGCUCCCUCUGGAGGCGACACCCCCAGAGGCGUCAGAGUGCUUUUGAAAUGAAGUCAAGUCGAUUGUCUUCGUCUUGAGCGAUUAAGCUAUUAAGAGGUGGUACUACGUGCAUCUGUG